AUGCCAUAAAUGCCAGAUGAACUAAUUUCUAGCUAAUUUUACAUUAGUUGCAAACCUAAAUCUUAUGGUUGUUUAUGGAAACUUAUUCGAAAAAAUAAUAAAGACAUUUUUUCUGAAUAUUUUUAGAAAUCUAGAAAUAAGUUAUAUUAAUAUAGAAAAUAAAUAUAUCAACCCAAAAACUAAUAUACAUGUUGUUUCAAUUUAACAAAAUAAUUGAAUGCUUCAUUUAUGAAAAUUAAUUAACCUAAUUACUUUACAAUGAGUAAAUCACCAAAUAAUUAUUUUAACAUAUAAGAUGCUCCUUUAUUGAAGGAAGGAGAUAAUGAUCAUAUAGAAUAUUCAGAUAGUUCAAUUGAUUCGCAUGAAGAAACAAAAGGCUUAUUACCUGUUAAUUGGAGUCGAUAUGACUGUAAUAAUGAAAUGAAUGCUCCUAAGUUAUUCAUAGAAUCAAAUAGUCUUGUAAUCGAAAAAGAAACUCAUAAAGGGAAUUCAAAAAUUAAAUAGAUGGCAACAGCUUAUUACAAGUAUAUGUUUAGGAGCUAAAAAAUAUUUUGGAACAUAUCCUCAGAAUAAUUUCUAAUUUUUUUAUAAUAUCCUUGGAUACAAAUAUCACACCACUUGAUGGAGAAUUAAAGAAGCAAAUAGAAGAGCAAAUGGGCGUGGAUUAUGGUUUGA
Messenger RNA from Paramecium pentaurelia, 675 nucleotides. Lineage: Eukaryota; Ciliophora; Oligohymenophorea; Peniculida; Parameciidae. The record is from the annotation of a GenBank genome assembly.